Messenger RNA from Prunus armeniaca (apricot), 6150 nucleotides. The record is from the annotation of a GenBank genome assembly. Lineage: Eukaryota; Viridiplantae; Streptophyta; Magnoliopsida; Rosales; Rosaceae.
AUGCCUCCAAGAAAGAAGACCAGAAGCAACAACAUAACUUCCCAGGAUGGGCCAAGCCAUGCUGACUCAGAGUCAAGGCAACAUGCCUCUUCUAGAGAAGAAGAACGUGCAAGUGAGGGAACUUUUACCCUCACAGAUCUUGUUGCAGCCAUUCGUGCUAUGGGUGACACCCAGAGGGAGAUGGCAGAGAUGAUAAAAGAACUCAAAAAUUCGGCUCCAAAGCCAAGUGAAGUGAAUGAGAAGCACCCACAGGAGGAAUCUGCGGCUGCCGGAAAGGAGUCUGAGCAGAAGGGACCAUCUUUUGUCACUCAGGAGGACGUUGUUGCCAUGCUGGAAAAGGAGCUGAGUCGAAGUCAGGAAGAUUGGAAGUAUCUUCCUCAGCCGCCAUAUCCAUCAAGCUUACUCCAGCAGCCAUAUCCUAAAGGCUAUGAAGCACCGACCUUUGUCCUCUUUGAUGGACGAAAGGGGAGCCCGAAGGAGCAUGUCAAUCGCUUCAUCGAUGCCUUGGGACCAUAUGCUGGUGAUCAUAAUCUUCGACUUAGAGAAUUUUCAAAGAGUCUCACCGAUCGUGCUUACACAUGGUAUACAACGUUGGCACCGGGUUCUAUUCAUUCCUGGGAAAGUCUGGCAAGCAGGUUCUGUAAGAAGUAUUUCCAGCAUGAAGAACGAGUCACCACCACUCAACUCAACAACACUCGCCAAAAGCAUGGUGAGGAUCCCGUGGACUUUGUACGCAGGUUCCGGGACCUCGCAUUGGAUUGCUAUGAUGAGAAGGACGAGGAGGCGCUUGUUGAAAUUUGCAUCAGCAAUAUCGUGGCAGAUUAUAGAGUGUAUUUGGAGAAUAUUGGCAUUAGUCAAUUUUCUCGGCUGCUGGAAGCUGUAAGGAAGACGAGCAUGUCCGUCAGGCCACCAGGACAAAGGACUUGGAGGAAUGAGAAGAAGGAAGCGCAUCAAACAUUAGCAAUAGAUGACAAGCCAUCCAACGACUACAAUUCACGCAAACGCAAGGAUAGAGAGACGUAUCCACCACUACCAUGCAAAGAUGAAGAAUUUCAUGCUAUCCUUGACACAAUGAUUGCUGAUGGCGUGAUCAAACCUGUCAGACCCUACAAAGUUCCUACUCGAGAGGAAAAGAAUGAUCCUAGGUACUGCCGUUACCAUCAAUUUGUGGGGCAUCCGACCACUGCCUGUCAAAGUCUGAGGAGGAUUCUACAUGCCAAAAUACAUGAGGGAGUCCUUGAACUUCCCUCUAGGAAGCAAACGAUUGAUGAAGACCCCUUGCCAAAACGAAGGGGAAAGGAGGUAGCCGCUGUCAUUACAUGUUCUGAUGAUUUACUUGAUGAUGAUGAAUUGUGCCACCCUUGGAGGAAUGACCCAAAGCCGCCGGAAGCCAUAUGGGAACCUUGCGGAAACAUGGAAAAGGCAUAUUGGUGUAAAUAUUCGAGGCCUUCAAGUUACGACACACCAUGGCCACUUGCUGAUGGAUGGGGUGACAACUCAGGCAGCGAAAUUUUUGUUUUGGACAUGCCGGAAGAGCGCUACUCGGGGGCUUUAUCGGAGCAGCAGGAAGCAGCUGCCGUGACAUUUCAUAAUAUCACGGAAGCUGAAACAAGUGUGAUGGAGCGUUAUUUAAGCAUGAAACAGGGGCCCACAGCUUCACAGGUCCUUCAAAGAAAUCCAAAGUUCAAAUCACUUUUUGACCAACUUGGCUUCGGGCCUCAAGCAAGAGAAGCAGCUGCUGUAGCCCUGAUGAAUAUCUCUGAGGAGUCCAAUUCUCAAUGCUUUACAACUCAACCACAGGGGUCAUUCUUGGGAAAUGACAAUGCUAUUGUCUUUACGGACGAAGACAUGGAAGUUCCAUACCCGGACCAUAGGAGGCCGCUUUACUUGGAGGGACAGAUCAAUGAUGUGUUCAUAAGGAGAGCUUUGGUGGACACGGGUUCCUCUGUCAACAUAUUACCUCUGUCUGUGCUUACGGCAGCUGGUAUCCCAUUGUCCAAAAUUGUCCAAUCACAAACAAACAUCAGUGGUUUCGGGAAUAAGAGUGAGGUCACAGUCGGGCAUCUACAAGUACACUUAAAGGUUGGGCCAAUUCGGUCACUUACUAAGUUCUAUGUCGUGGAUGUGGAUGUGGCUUACCAUGCUUUGCUUGGAAGGCCGUGGCUCAACAAGCAUAAGCUUGUGGUCUCCACCUAUCAUCAAUGUGUAAAAGGAAGGAUUGGGCUGAGGCCGCUACGCAUACCUGGAAACCAAGCACCUUUCAACAAAGAUGAAGCUCACUACUCUGAAGCAGAGUUCUACACUGAAUGCACAGGUGCUGGAAGCAAUCCAUCCAAGGAUUUCGGGACCUACCUUCCUUCAUGGACUGAAAUUCGUGAUUUAAGCAAUGAGGAGCUCAUCACCAUUGUCGAUCGAGAGAGAAAGAGGCACUCGGAAGUCAACAACCAUGCCUAUGAUCAUCCCCAAUGCUCAAAGGUGACGCUGCCCGAUGGACGUAUCGUCUGUGGGAGUUCCAACGACAAGGCACCCUUGCCUUGUGCUUUCCAGGAGCCAAUGGCAGCACCCAGACACAUGCAAGAUGGAUCGUCAGCAGUAGCUGAGCAGCUGGAAACAAUUGAUUUGAGUGAGGAUCCCUCUGCCCCAAGGCCCAUUUCCAUAAGUGUUCAUUUAACAAAUGAGGAGAGGGCGGCCUUGAUAUCUUUGCUAAAGGAAUUUCGAGAUGUGUUCGCUUGGAGCUAUGAGGAAAUGCCUGGUCUGAACCCAAGCUUAGUAAGUCAUACUCUGAAUAUUGAGCUUGGUACAAAACCUGUCGUGCAGGCAAGAAGGAAUUUUCAUCCUGAAGUUGAGAAGCAAAUCAAGGUGGAAAUUGAAAAGUUGUUAGCUGCUGGAUUUAUUAAACCAAUCAAGCAUCCUACGUGGUUAGCAAAUAUUGUUCCUGUGAAGAAGAAAACCGGUGUGAUCAGAAUAUGCACGGAUUAUCGAGAUCUCAACCGAGCAUGCCCAAAGGAUGAGUUCCCGCUGCCAAACAUGGAUAUCUUAAUUGAUUCGACCUCGGGUCAAGGCUUGUUGUCAUUCAUGGAUGGGUUUAGCGGCUACAAUCAGAUCAAGAUGUCUCCCAAGGAUGCUGAAAAGACAGCCUUUCGAACACCGUAUGGGAAUUUUUAUUAUACGGUCAUGCCAUUCGGCCUCAAAAAUGCUGGCGCCACCUACCAAAGAGCUAUGACAGCAGUGUUUCACGACAUGAUGGGAAAAGAAGUUGAAGAUUAUGUGGAUGACCUUGUGGUGAAGUCCAAAACCAGAGAAGGCCAUCAAGAAGUUUUAAGAAGAGUGCUGGAAAGGUGUCGGCUGUACAGUUUGAAGAUGAAUCCAAAGAAGUGUGCGUUCGGGGUUUCAUCUGGUAAAUUCUUGGGGUUUCAAGUACAUCAGCGUGGCAUAGAUGUGGAUCCUGAGAAGACUAAAGCCAUAAAUUCUCUUGCACCGCCUAAAAGCCCAAAAGAAUUGAAAAGCUUUAUGGGAAGAUUAUCAUAUAUUCGGCGCUUUAUCCCAGGUCUUGCUGCCACCAUGAGUGCUUUUACUCCAUUGCUCAAGAAAGGCAAGAGGUAUGAAUGGAGUGAGAAGUGCCAAGAAGCUUACAAGAAGGUGCAACAAAUAAUCGCCAAGCUGCCCACUAUGAAAGCACCUAUUCCGGGGCUUCCUCUCAAGCUUUAUUUGGCUGCAACAAACACAGCGGUUGGAGCCUUACUUGCUCAAGAUGAUCACAGUGGGGAAGAAAGUCCUAUUUAUUACGUAAGUAGGCAACUAAGGGGGUCUGAAGUGAGAUAUCCGAAAACUGAACUUUUGUGCCUUGCUCUUGUCUAUGCUGCACAGCGCUUGCGACAUUACUUCCUUGCUCACAAGCUACAUCUCAUGGUGAAGUCUGAUCCCCUGUCCGAGUUCGAUAUCACCUGCACCACUCCAAAAGCCAUCAAAGGGCAGGCCGUUAUUGACAUGUUGGCUCUAUUUCCUGAAGUUGAAGAAUCAACAAUCUCUAAGGAAGUUCUGGGGGAGCUGCCGGAAAUGGUUGCUGUUGUCACGGAGGCAGAACCAUGGACCCUCUACUUCGAUGGGUCUUCUACAUCGAAGAGUGGAGGGGCAGGUGUGGUGCUUAUCAAUCCCGAGGGGCAAGCCACGGCCCUCUCGUUUAAGCUAAAUUUCCCAUGCACAAAUAAUACGGCAGAGUACGAAGCUUUUAUUGCAGGGAUGUCUACAGCAAGGGAAAUGGGUGUCGAAAGAAUUAAAAUUAUUGGGGAUUCAAACUUGGUGCUGAGUCAAUUACAAGGAAAUUUCGCCGUGAAGGAACCAGCAUUGGCACCAUAUCGUACAGCUGCUGAAAGGCUUGUUCGUUCGUUCAAACAAGUUGUGUUGGAACAUAUCCCGGGAGUCACUAAUAGAUAUGCUGAUGCGUUGGCCACUUUGGGGUCAAGGCUCUCAUUUAUUGACGAACAGCCCAAUAUUGCAGUAAUCAAGAAGGACACGCCAGUUGUUGAAGCAAUGGCUCAAGAGGAGCGGCUGGAAGAGGAUGACUGGAGGAAGCUUGUGAAAGAAAAAAUAGGCAAAGGAAGCAACAUCAAAGAAUUGAAGGAUUAUGCGAUCAUCUUUGGGGAACUGUACAGACGCCUUCCGGGAGGUAUUUUGACACGCUGCAUAGGGAUAACAGAAGCACAGGAGAAGCUUCAAGAGGUACAUGAGGUCACUUGCAAUUUGGAGCCAAUAAUCAGCUUGUACCGGCGCCUGCAGCGCAAGGGUUAUUACUGGCCAGAAAUGAGGAAACAAGCAGCUGAAAUACAAGCCAAUUGUCCCAAGUGUGCAAAAAUACCUUCCACCGAGGAAUCAUUCACCGUCUCAUUUGCGGAGGAUUGGAGGGCUCCAUACUUGGCAUCCUUCGUCAAUGGAGUCCUGCCAACCAAUCCCAAGCAUGCACGCAAGCUCAAAAGGACAAUGAAAAGAUACUUCAUAGAUGGGUCAACUCUUUACCGUAAGGGGUUUAAUGGUGAGCCAUUAAAAUGCUUGGGAAAGUCUGAGGCACAGCAAGUCAUGCAAGAGAUUCAUGCUGGAGAAUGUGGUGAACACCAAGGAAUGAAGAAGCUUUACCGGCAGCUGCUGAGUGUUGGGUAUUAUUGGCCUACAAUGAAGAAUGAUGCAUACGACUUUGUGAAGAGGUGUCACACAUGUCAAGUUCAUGCCAAUUUAAGCCAUAAGCCUCCCACGCUGCUGCAAGACAUGCGCACCCCUUGGCCCUUCCAUACUUGGGGGCUUGAUUUGAUCGGGACUAUUCAUCCACCAUCCGACAGCUACAUAUGGAUCCUCACGGCCACCGAAUAUUUUACAAAGUGGGUAGAAGCGGUUCCCUUGCGGAAGGCCACGGGAGCUGCCGUUGCCAAUUUCAUCCGUGAAAAUAUUGUAUGCAGAUUUGGGAUCCCAUACAAGAUUGUCACUGACAAUGGCACCCCGUUUGUCAAUAAGCAAGUAAGCUCGACACUUAGUGGUUAUGGUAUCAAGCAUCGCCGCUCCACGCCUUAUUAUCCACAAGGAAAUGGUCAAGCGGAAGCCACAAACAAGACUUUAUUGAGGAUCCUAAGCAAAAUGGUUUAUGAGUAUGAAGGAGGUUGGAGUGUUCACCUGCCGGAUGCUUUAUGGGCUUACCGCACCUCUUCAAGAAGUGCCACAGGUUUCUCGCCAUAUUCACUCGUGUACGGGUCCGAUGCCAUUUCACCAGUAGAGAUUACCAUCCCCACUGCCAGAACAGCAGCUGUUAACGACCUCGAAUGGGAUACAAAGUCAUGCUCGGAAUGGCGCCUGCUGGACCUUGAAGCUUUGGAUGAAAAAAGAGCGGUAGCCGAAAAGAAGACAGCAUUGUACCACAGAACCGUAGCUCAAGCCUAUAACAGGACAGUCAAGCCUCGCGCCUUCAAGCAAGGAGACCUCGUGCUAAAAGUUGCGGAGCAUGUAAGAAGACAAGUGUCGGGACCUUCCAAGUUUGCGCCACAAUGGGAAGGCCCGUUUGCAGUCAAAGAGGUUCACAGCAGCGGCUAUUAUCGCUUGGUCUCUGUCAAAGAAGGCACGCUAACCGACCCCGUCAAUGGGAAGUGGCUCAAGCUCUAUUACUGCUAA